AUGGCGCAACAUCACCCACCACCGCAAACCCAAACUCAUUACGGGCCCGUUCCGCAACAUCAAGACUACUCUACACAGCAGCAGCGAGCCAAACGCCCACGCUCACAAGAUUCCCUCGCGCUACAGGUCGAAGGCAUGCAAGGAUACACAUCGAACGUCUCCGGGCAAGACGCUGUAGAGCUAACACCAGGGGGUCAACUGCAAACGCAAGGAUUACACUAUGGGCAACAACAGACUCAUCACCAUCACCGCAUGCCUGGGCCACCACCAGCCAAGAUCUCUCGAGGGGACUACAGUGGUGAGCCUUCGUCGCCCUCUCAAAUAGCUGGACCCCCCAGUGUCGUAGGACUAGAGGGCAUGCCGGAUCCUGCGCCACGUCCACGCGGUCCGAAACUGAAGUUCACGCCUGAGGACGACCAGUUGCUCGUGGAUCUUAAGGAGAAGAAGAGCUUAACAUGGAAGCAAAUUGCAGACUUCUUUCCAGGGCGCAGUAGCGGCACGUUACAAGUACGGUACUGCACGAAGCUGAAGGCGAAGACCACAGUUUGGAACGACGAAUUGGUGCAGAAACUUCGGACGGCAAUGACGGAGUACGAAAACGACAGGUGGAGAAUAAUCGCGACCAAGGUUGGGAACGGUUUCUCCCCAGCCUCAUGCAAAGACAAGGCCUCGGAGCUCUUGGAGCUAGAAGGCUUGGAUGAGCCGCAAGCAGACGACGAGGAGGACCAAGCAGAAGAGCAGGACGAACCGGAAGAAUACGGAGUCAUCGAAACACGAACAUGA
Molecule: messenger RNA, 783 nt
Organism: Pseudovirgaria hyperparasitica
Lineage: Eukaryota; Fungi; Ascomycota; Dothideomycetes; Acrospermales; Acrospermaceae
Exons: 2
Coding region: 1-783 (260 amino acids)
Source: RefSeq, a predicted model, not a curated record